This is a messenger RNA of Aspergillus tanneri, 3048 nucleotides long. RefSeq names its product cation-translocating P-type ATPase. Gene Ontology annotation, molecular function: ATP binding; ATP hydrolysis activity; P-type sodium:potassium-exchanging transporter activity. Lineage: Eukaryota; Fungi; Ascomycota; Eurotiomycetes; Eurotiales; Aspergillaceae. Gene Ontology annotation, cellular component: membrane. The coding region runs from base 1 to 3048 and encodes 1015 amino acids. Gene Ontology annotation, biological process: intracellular sodium ion homeostasis; proton transmembrane transport; potassium ion import across plasma membrane. The transcript is spliced from 10 exons. The record is from RefSeq and is a predicted model, not a curated record.
AUGGAUACCGAUGGCAAAGCGGACCCAGCGCGGCUUCGCUGGCAGGAUGCCGACGAGGAAACGGGAAAUAGAGCUUCCUCGAGGACCGCUAAUCUCACUCGAAAGAACUCAACUGCCUCGAUAGCAUCACAGUUCUCGAUUCGCAGUAUGAACCGCAGGACCACAGUUGAUCCGUCGCUGACGCUUCCAAUCCAUUAUCGUACCAUCUCCUUUGAGAUCGACGAAGGCAAGGAACGGAAGCGAGCUGAGGCCGCCGAAGCUAAAGAUGCCAUCGCUGAUGAUCUUUCAAAUCUCGAAUGGCAUAUCCUAUCCGCGAUAGAACUUCAGAAACAAUGGCAAGUCGAUGCAUCACAAGGAUUAUCUACCGAACAGGCCAAGCAACAUAUCAGCCAAUAUGGAAAAAAUGCUAUUUCGCAUAUGCCACAUCCUUGGGUUUCACAAAUAUUGGGAUACUUUUUCAAAGGGUUUGGGGCAAUCCUACUGAUCGGCUGCAUCCUGGUGUUUAUCUCGUGGAAGCCACUAGGCCAACCACCGGCAGUAGCCAACUUGGCACUGGCCAUCGUUCUGUUGGCAGUGUUCUUUAUACAGGCUGCUUUUAACGCGUGGCAGGACUGGUCAUCUUCCAGAGUCAUGGCAUCUAUCACAGCUAUGCUCCCAGAAAGCUGCCUUGUCUUGCGAGAUGGUUCCCAAAGCAUGGUGCCUGCUUCAGAGGUUGUACCCGGUGAUAUUGUUUACCUCAAGGCGGGUAAUAAACUGCCGGCGGAUAUCCGCUUCCUUGAAGUUUCAAAUGAUGCCUGCCUGGAUCGUUCUAUCUUGACAGUUUUCGGUAGGAUUGCAAAAUUGACAAAUGAGCCCAAGACGGGAUUGUCAACUCUGGAAAAGGAAAUUCUCCGCUUUGUUAUCCUCAUUGUCCUCAUCAUGUUGAUGAUGGUGAUUAUCGUUAUUAUUGUUUGGGCUACAUGGCUCCGGAAAGAUCAUCCUGGCUGGAUCAAUGUUCCUACUUUGAUUGUUGAUUGUGUCAGUAUUGCUAUCGCCUUUAUUCCAGAGGGCCUCCCAAUUGCUCUCACAGCAAGCUUGACUAUCACCGCAGCCCUCAUGAGCAAGAACAAAAUCCUUUGCAAGUCGCUCAAGACAGUGGAGACUCUGGGAGCUGUGUCGGUGAUCUGCUCUGAUAAGACAGGCACGUUGACUAGGAAUCAAAUGUUUGCCACCGACAGUGCGGUUGGCUCUUCGUCUUUCGACCCAGCCGCGAUCAAAGAGGACAUGCUGGGUGUCCAACAUCUACGGUCUAUUGCCGCCCUUUGUAAUGCAGCUGAAUUUGAUGCCUCCUCUGCUAAUAUUGACCUUUCCUCGAGACGUAUCUACGGUGAUGCAACUGACCAGGCUGUCUUACGAUUCUCUGAAAGUCUUGGUCCUACUGAUGAACUCCGUCGCAAGUGGAAAAAGACACACGAAUUGCCAUUUAACAGUAAGAAUAAAUUUAUGGUGCGCACCUUAACACCGACCGAUCCGGAAGUUAUCCCGCUCGCCUUGUCUGCUGCCGAAGCAUCGGAAUUUAAGCAAGAGGACAGAUUACUCACCAUUAAAGGUGCUCCUGACAUUUUGAUCGAACGUUGUAGUAAGACCACCGGUGUUGACGGAAGCUUAUCAGCUUUGGACAGCUCGACCCUUGCAACUGUCAAAGAGCUUAAAGAUCGCUGGUCUAGUGAAGGGAAGCGUGUGAUCCUUCUUGCACGCAAGGUUCUUCGUGGAUCCGAAGUCGGCAUCAUAUCAUCAUCGCAGCAGUUUGAUUCUGAGGUCCUUCGCCAGGCAGGCAGUGAUUUGAUCCUGGUUGGUCUUCUGGGUAUUGUCGAUCCACCUAGGGGGGAGAUCCCUGAUGUGGUGAAUACCUUGAGAAUUGUAACAGCGGCGCGUGUCGACGAUAUCAACGCUCUACAACGAUUUCCCAAUCCUAGGUCCAUUGAAAAAGAAGGAACUGUAUCUUCGGCAAUCGUUAUAACGGGUGCAGACCUUACGAGUCUAAAUGAUCAUCAAUGGGAUCAACUCUGUAGAUAUCAAGAAAUUGUCUUCUCACGCACAACCCCGGAGCAAAAGCUUCGUAUUGUGCGGGAAUUCCGUGCAAGAGACGAAAUUGUUGGCAUGACCGGCGAUGGAGUCAAUGAUGCCCCAUCACUAAAAGCAGCAGACAUCGGUAUUGCCCUUGGAAGUGGGUCGGACAUUGCUAUUGAAGCGUCCGACAUGGUAUUAUUGGACUCGCUUUCCGCCAUCGUUGAAGCCGUCCAGUACGGCCGUGUGGUAUUCGAUAACUUGAAAAAGACAAUUGUGUAUCUUCUUCCUGCCGGAUCCUUCUCCGAGUUCUGGCCCGUGAUGGCCAGUGUGGUCUUUGGUUUGCCACAGGUUCUAUCUUCCUUCCUUAUGAUUAUCAUUUGCUGUUUCACAGACUGCGCUGCUGCGACCGUUCUUGCAUACGAGAAACCCGAAGCGGACGUCCUAUUGCGCCCACCUCGCAAACCCAAGCGUGACCGUCUCGUCAACUGGAAACUGAUCUUACACGCGUACGGUAUCUACGGAAUGCUAGAAACCGUUGCGUCUUUCUCCAUGGCCUUCUGGUAUCUUGAGCGUAACAGGAUUCCCUUCUCCGCAUUAUGGUUUAAAUUCGGAGCGCUCCCCGAAGGCAUUGAUCAAGACUACUACAAUGCAAAGAUGAACGAAGCCAGCUCGGUGUACUUUAUCAACCUGGUUGUCAUGCAAUGGUUCAACCUGAUGGCCGUCCGAACUCGCCGUCUAUCGAUCUUUCAACAUCCACCCGCAUUGGAUAAACAGACGCAGAAUCUGCUCCUUUUCCCUGCGAUUCUAUUUGCCCUCGUGAUGGCCGUGUUUUGGCUGUACAUACCAUCGUUGCAGGAGGUUCUGAAUACGACCAACGUCCCUGCCGAACAUUACUUCCUUCCGGCUGCUUUUGGUCUCGGGAUUCUUUGUCUUGAUGAGAUGAGAAAAGCGGGAGUGAGAAGAUGGCCGAACGGGAUAUUGGCGAAAUGUGCCUGGUGA